CUCUACAGGCUGAUCCAACUUUGAUGUAACGUCUUCAAGUUUUUGUUUAACCUCUAACAUUUGGAGAAUAUCAUAUUGGUGGUGCUGUGCUUUUGCAAGUCAUGAUUAUUAUCUGACUGUGUUUUUCAGGAUGUGACGGUGACGCUCGACGUUCCCUUGGGCACUGUUAGUCGAGUUGAGAAAAUGGGUGGGGCAUCCAGCAGAGGUGAAAACUCAUAUGGCCUGGAUAUCACCUGCAAGGACAUGAGAAAUUUGAGGUUUGCAUUGAAACAGGAAGGCCACAGCAGACGAGAUAUAUUUGACCUCCUUUUUAAAUAUGCUUUCCCUCUCUCACACAGUCUGCCUCUGUUUGCAUACGUGACUCAGGAAAAAUAUGAAGAAAAUGGCUGGGAUGUUUACAAACCAAUGGAAGAGUUCAGACGCCAGGGCUUACCUAACAACAAGUGGCGUAUCACAUUAAUCAACAAGAACUACGAACUCUGCGACACCUACCCCACUGUGUUAACUGUACCAUUUAAAAGUAAAGAGGAGGACCUCAGAAGAGUUGCUAUGUUCAGGUCAAGAGGACGCAUACCGGUUCUCUCCUGGAUCCACAGGGAGAACCAGGCAGUGAUUGUCCGCUGCAGCCAGCCUCUAGUUGGCAUGUCGGGUAAAAGGAACAAGGACGACGAGCGCUACCUGGACCUGAUCAGGGAGGCAAACGACACCACAAAGCUUACUAUAUUUGAUGCCAGGCCAAGUGUCAAUGCAGUGGCUAACAAGGCAACUGGAGGAGGCUAUGAGGGUGACGAGUACCAAAAUGCAGAACUCGUUUUCUUGGACAUCCAGAAUAUCCACGUCAUGAGGGAGUCCCUGAAGAAGCUCAAAGACAUCGUUUACCCAAAUGUAGAAGAGUCACAUUGGCUUUCCAGUUUAGAGUCCACACACUGGCUAGAACAUGUAAAGCUGGUUUUGUCGGGAGCCAUCCAGGUAGCAGACAAGGUUUCCAGUGGGAACUCAGUGGUGGUUCACUGCAGCGACGGCUGGGACCGGACCGCGCAGCUCACCUCUCUGGCCAUGCUAAUGCUGGACAGUCACUAUCGCACCCUUAGAGGAUUCCAGGUGCUUAUUGAAAAGGAAUGGAUCAGUUUUGGACACAAGUUUGCCUCAAGAAUUGGUCACGGUGACAAGAACCACGCAGACCAGGACAGAUCACCCAUUUUUGUGCAGCUUAUUGACUGUGUGUGGCAGAUGUCUAGACAGUUUCCGACAGCCUUUGAGUUUAACGAGCGUCUUCUACUCACCAUCCUGGAUCAUCUCUACAGCUGUCGCUUUGGGACUUUCCUUUUCAACUGCGAGAAUGCUAGAGACCAGCAUGAGCUGAGGUCAAAAACGGUGUCUCUCUGGUCAAUGGUCAACAGUAAGCAGGACAUUUACCUAAACACAUUCUAUACCCCUGAGUCCGGCAGAGUGCUUUAUCCUGUCGCCAGCAUGCGCCAUCUAGAGCUCUGGGUGACAUACUACAUCCGCUGGAACCCCCGCAUACGGCAACAGCAGAGUCCGGUGGAGCAGCGGUACAAGGAACUGUUGACGCUCAGAGACGAGUACCUGAAGAAGCUCGAGGAGCUGCAAAUGUCCGAUUCCUCCCUCUCCUCUCAUUUGGUGAAUAGCUCCUCCACCAACUCCUCCUCCACCGCCUCCUCGACACCAUCGCAGCAUUAUACACACCUACAAACUCCAUUCUAAGGACUCGUGAACAACUCUCUAACUUUCUUGACUUGCACUUUUACCCACGUAUGCAGGGAAUCAAUUAACAUUGUGCUAACUGUGGCUGAUAACUGAUGAAGAUAAGAUUGGAUACAAUUUUUAACCCGGAAGUGCAGUGGUGGGUAGUGAUUUAUGCAAAAAAAAAAAGCAAAAAAAAAAAAAAAUCUCACAGUUACAGCCUUGUCACCGUAAGUCUCUCUUUACAGAUAUCCCUCCGAACAGUGAAGCCUUAAAGACAUUUGGUGGUUUUCAGAGUAAGGGCUGCAACCCAUGGGCAGGGUUGUGCUUCGUUGUUUGCACAGGCCAGAACAGGAAGCUAAACUGUUGGGGCGUCACGUUCAGAAAAACAGACGGUGAUGUUCAGGCAGCAGGUGUAAUAGGAAAAUGACGCAACACUGUCAAUGUCCUUUACUAGUGUUUGUUUACUUUUAAAAUUGAUCUCAGCGUCUUUGUGGUCUGCAACGCUAGCUUUCGAAAAAUAUGGAAAUAUUGAAUUUGGAAAAAUAACCCCAGCCAAAUAUCCACUUUUAAACUCUGAGAAAUACGAUAGGCUACUGUUGAAAAAAA
This is a messenger RNA of Cynoglossus semilaevis (tongue sole), 2313 nucleotides long. It is a transcript of the gene mtm1, whose product is annotated as myotubularin 1. Gene Ontology annotation, biological process: mitochondrion distribution; negative regulation of autophagosome assembly; muscle cell cellular homeostasis. Gene Ontology annotation, cellular component: cytoplasm; membrane. The record is from RefSeq and is a predicted model, not a curated record. Gene Ontology annotation, molecular function: phosphatidylinositol-3-phosphate phosphatase activity; phosphatidylinositol-3,5-bisphosphate 3-phosphatase activity. Lineage: Eukaryota; Metazoa; Chordata; Actinopteri; Pleuronectiformes; Cynoglossidae. The coding region runs from base 184 to 1725 and encodes 513 amino acids. The transcript has 12 exons.